AGAGGAAGGUGCAGAGGGAGAGGAGGAAGGCUGAUCAAGAGGAGGAAGAAGGUGAGGAGGAGAGGGAGCACAUGAGGAAAGAGAAGGAGAAGAGAAUGCGUCUCUUCCAGGAGGAGCUGAGGAAAAAAGAGGAUGAGGAGGAGAGGAAGCUGAAGGAGGAGAGUGAGGAAAGACUGAGGGCUCUGCGGCAGCAUCUCGUGUCUAAGAGGAGAGAGGAGGAGGACAGGCUGAAGAAAGAGUCUGAGAGGACACUGGAGGAGCUCAGAGAGUCUGUCCGCCUGGAGAGGGAGAGGGAGCAACACCAACUCAGAAAGGAGAGUGAGGUCAUGCUGAAGGAGUUAUGCAUCUCUCUAGAGGAAGAGCGAGUAGCGGAGCGCAACAGACUGGAGGCCCAGAAGAGGCAGGACACUGAACGUCUGAAGGCUGAGUCAGAAGAGGAGCUGCAAGCGGAGAAGAGGAGACUCCAGGGAGAGAGGGAGGAGAAACUGAACUCCCUGAAACACGAGGUAAAUAUAACAGAGAAGAGGAGGGAGUACAUGAGUCCACGUCCUGAACAGCAACUGGCAGAUUACCACCGAGAGCUAGCUGAUGUUCUUCAGGAAGUGCGGGAGGAUGUGCAGCGUGAUCACGAGAGGAAGCUGGAGCAGUUGAGGGAGGACCACAGAAGAGAGAUGAACAGCAUCAGAGAGAAAUACUUGGAUGAGGAGACUGCUCAGAGGGCGCGCUUGCUUUCUACUCUGCAGGAGGACAGAGAGCAUCUGCAGGCCUCGCAUGCUGUCCAACUGGAGAAACUCCGCUUGCAGCUCAACACACAGAUACAAAAGACACAGCUGACACACUCGCGCAAGGAGUCAGAACUGGAGGAUCUAAAAGAUCAGAUGGAGCUGAGAGCCAGAGAGCUGAAGAGCCAGGAGGCCAUGCUGCAGACCAAGGUAGCAGAUCUGAAGAGGAGGAGGAAGAAGCUUGGAGAGGAAGAGGAGGAAGUAGACAGACAGAUAGAGGCCUUACCCCGGCUGAUCCAGGAGAGAGACCAGCUGAUGGAGGAGCUGGAGAGGAUGAGAGAGGAGAAAACUCAAGCCAGAGAACUCCUUCAGAGAGCCAGGGAAGAGAGGAAUGAGGCCAAGGAGGAGGGGGAGAGGCUUAGGGAGGAGAGAGACAAAGCCAGGGAAGAGAGCAAGAGGUCCAAGGAGAACAAGGAGCGACUGGAGAGCAAGGUGGCAUUGCUGCAGGAGAGAUGCAACCAUCUCAGUCGCAGAGUCAGUGAGCUAGAGUCAGGAGCAGGCACCUCCACCAGACCAGAACCUAAACAGGACAAAAAGAAGGCAGAGAAAGUCGAGGUGACAGUGCCCUCCAGUGACAGAAGAGACUCACCGCUACAUGUAGAAGACCUGGAGGACCUGCCACUCUCCCCUGUGCCCGACAGCCACAGCAGCAUGGACGAGUUUCGACGCUACAUCUCCACACAUAAUGCAUCCAUCCAAAAAACCAAAGGCUUCCUGGAGAGGGAGAGCAGCCGGCUGAUGGAGAGACGGGCAGCUCUGCGGGCGGCCCAGACCAGCUCCUUCCAGGACCCCAGCCACGAUGAAGGGGUUACUGAGGAGAUGACAAGAAACCUUCAGCAGGAGGCCAGAAAUGUGGUGGAGCUUCAGCGGGCGGUUCAGAGAGGAACCACUCUCCUGCGGAGGAAAGAGGAGCAACUCCAGCAGUUAGAGAGCUCUAUAGCUGAAGAGCCGCUGUUUGAGGGUCUGUCUCGGCUGGCAGGAGAGAGGAAGGUGACUUUUGAUGUGACUGAAUCUGACCUCAGCAGCACUGUGGACCCAUUGAAUGGAACAGGAGGUCAUCCUACAUUCCCGGACAAAGUCCAGGAGUUAGGAGAGUCUUUGCAGCAGAUCUCAAGCCAGCUCAACACCGUGCUGAGUGCGUUGGGUUCGCUGGCCCAUAGGCAGAACGACACACCCUAUUCAGCCUACCCUCUGCAUCUGUCUCAACCUCACUCCACCCCAACUGCCACCUCCACCUCUGCAGCAGUCAUGCACCAGAUGCAUACCCGGGGUCCCAGCUCCUCAGCCCCACCUCCCCCAGUGAGGCUCCCAGAGCCGUCCUGGAACUGGGCGCCCCAAGGCCCCGCUGCUGCCACCCCUCUUUUCAGUACCCGCAACAGCAGUGGGUUGAGCGGCUCUGAGGAUCUAAUCAACAGCAGAUGGAGCCAGAUUUUCUCCAGAGGAGCUAUGGACCCGAUUGCCUCCAGCACCAUGGGGCCUACCUCUGCAUACUCAUCAUACAUUCCUGCUAGUGAACAUGGUCGUAGCCUGCGGCCUAUGCAGAAGUCAAGGGAGGUAGACGGCCAGAAGCUGCAGGGGCUGAUUGACGGCAACAAGAGGUGGCUGGAGAUGCGCAAGAAAGACACCAGCAUACCUCUGUUCACUCGCUAUCCGGUUCCUUCAACCAAGAGCGGCCUGCUCCAGCUCGGCCUGGAUGAUAACAACCAGAUCCGAGUCUAUCAUUACUGAGGACAUGACACACAGCUCAAUCCUGUUGCACUGUGACUGUCACUGAGGACUUUGAAGCAUUAAUGACUUGUCAUGUUUACACGCAGGGCCUCAUGUGGGCUGUACCCUGAGUCAUUCCUUUUAAAGAAAAAACUUUCAGUGCAAAGGUUUUCAGGGAAAGUCCAACCUCAUCUGCGGAGAAAGAGAUGACUGCAGAGGACAUGGCAAUUCAGGGAGCAAAGUGUCACAGAGGGCUGAGGACUUUUAUCCUCCAACAUUAUAUAUGGCUGUGAGCAACAGGAGACCGUUUUAAAGCACUUCAGUGUCACGUUUACAGAUUAUAACUCAAUGCCAGGCCUGGGCCAAAUGAUUUACUGUAGUUUACUUUAAAGCCCAAUGGGAAAGUCAAGUUUACUAUACUUCUUUUACUAAAAACAUCCCAGACACUUAUCAACAUCUUGUGAACCCAUUUGCUGCUGUAGGCAGGAAAUAAUACUACACAGUAGUGCUUUUCAGAUGCACAGAGGUCAAGUUUCAUUUCAUGACAGGUUACAUUUGUAUUUAUUACACUGGCUUUGUAAGUGUCUUGUAUGGGAAAUGUACGUUUUGAACUAAUGUCAUUAGAUUUAGUUGUUUUAGCCGGUCAGAAACAGAAAUCACUGUAAAGGUGCAGCCAAUCCACUUUUAUUUUACAUGACAUAUUCCACAGAUUUUGGCACAGCAGUGAGCUAUUGAUUAGUGUAACUUUGACAAAUGUGAAGGCAGAGAGAAAAAUGUCUUGUGCAUAGAAGUGUAAAUAUUGUAUUUUUCUAUAAAAUAUUUUAAUAAACAAUUUUAUAUAUAGGCUAAUAAUG
Molecule: messenger RNA, 3343 nt
Organism: Etheostoma spectabile (orangethroat darter)
Lineage: Eukaryota; Metazoa; Chordata; Actinopteri; Perciformes; Percidae
Gene: cep164
Product: centrosomal protein 164
Exons: 17
Coding region: 72-2510 (812 amino acids)
Biological process (GO): cilium assembly
Cellular component (GO): ciliary transition fiber; centriole; centrosome
Source: RefSeq, a predicted model, not a curated record